AUGUCCUAAAAACACAAAUUGCCAUCAAGUCGCAAAAUAUGUCCUGUAACAAACUCUGGACAAGAUUCUCCAACUUAAACUUAAUAGAAUGGAUCACUGAUAACAAAGUCAUAAGAUAAAUCAGAUCAUAAUAUCAAAUUGAUUUAUGAUGAAUAUGUAAGAAAUUAUUUAAGAAUAGCCUCCAAUUACACAAUUACAGAAAUAAUGAAUUUAAAGAAAAACUAAAGUUAAUAGAUAAAGUUCACUUUAGUCUAGUAAGAUUGAAAAGGAAAAUGUGUAAUAUUUUGGAGAUGUGAAAUUGAAUAUGAAAUGUGGCUUUGGUAAAUAGUUUGUAAAAAAUAACUUAAGGUAUUACUAAGGUGAAUUUUUAAUGGAUCAAUUUCAUUGGUUAAGGUGCUUAAAUUAGUAAGAUUGUACAAGUAAUUUUCAUAUUUUCUAAUCUAGCAAGGUAUAUUUUUUUAGGAGAGCUAGCAGAGAAGGCAUUUCCCUUCUUAUCACGAUCUUAUGAUUUGAAAAUACAAACUUUCCAAAAUUAUCUAAAUGGGGCAACAUUUACAGGACUAAUUGAUGAUAAAGGAUAAAAAAGUGGCAUUAGAAAAUAUAUUUGGAAAGUUGGGUCUACAUAUAUUUUGGUGAAUUCUUUGGUGGUAGUUUUAAUGGAUUUGGCUAAAUGA
Messenger RNA from Paramecium octaurelia, 674 nucleotides. The record is from the annotation of a GenBank genome assembly. NCBI's taxonomy places the organism in Eukaryota, Ciliophora, Oligohymenophorea, Peniculida, Parameciidae.